AUGAUUUGUGCCGCUUGUCCUCUCAACCAAACAACCUGCCAUCUGUCUGUCACAUGUUCCAAAAACAACCAAUGUCCAACUGCCCCAAUAUCUUUUCUCGCAAGAUAACCAACCAAAGAGACACUCUCACCAGACCAAUAGCCCACCAGCCAAUUACGUCGGCUCAUCCAACAUCGUAGAUCCAAAACCAAUAAUAGUCGCAUACCAAAGCACCAGUAGUUAUCCGAGGGAGGACUCAACUAGUACUUUGGAUCAUAAAGAACACAUUCAGUGAGCAGCAAGUAUUUUUGUUGGUAUCACUGCGUAAUGUCCCGUGAAAACUCGAUCAUUUGCACAGCCUGUUUUGGUUUAGGUUUAACAUGGAGCACACAUACAUUCUCUUUACCUUUUCUCCCUGGUUGAAAAUUUUCAACCAAUUUUCAACCAAUUCUCAACUCUACCUCAAAAUUUCGGCCAUGACAACUGCCCUCAAGCACUCCCUCCCUUUCCACUACUGACAUGGCAGACCCGAUAGCCGCGGCGGCCAAUAGACCAACCACACUCGCCAUUGAACCAGAACCAAUCAUUACUUUGCAUUCGCUGUGUGGAUUUAAGAAUGCACUUUUCAAAGGACCUCGCUUCAUCGACACGCAAAACGAUUUUGGUUAUCGCUCACACCGUGUGGACGUGCCAAGACUCACCACGCGUGGCAACAAUGUGAUAAUGUUUGCAAUUACUUACGAUCCCUCUCAGCACCCUAUGGAGUGGGGAUUUGACCAGCGUUCUGCGUCCAUCCAAAUCACGGAAGAGUUUAUACACGGGUGGGACUUCCGUUCGACCUUCAAAGCUUUGCUGUCUCGUUCCGGCAUGCAAGUGCCACCUGGAGUGCGGUUGUUUGACUAUGAAUCACGAAGCCUUCGCACUCAUUUGGCUAUUGCCCAAAUGAAUUUCCAUGUUGCAUACCAACUGGCACGAUUUUGCGACAACCUCAUUGCCAACUUACACCCCGCGGAUGCCACUGUGGAAGAAUGGCAAGUCCUUAAACAGUUGCGCUUGCAGGAGAACAUGGUUGGGCAAAUGCACGACCCCGUUACCCUUCCCACUGCAAAAGGGGUUGUCCACACUUUUAAUGCCAAAGAGCACAUACCAGGCCGUCGCAAAGUCUACAGUCUGGACACGUCUUUCGGACCGUGUGUCCCUUCGGAACAACACCACCCUCUUGCCGCCAGCAUGCGCCUGGUGCUCAACACAUUCUCGCAUUGGACGUACGAUGUCAGUGGUGAGGAGACGUUCAUAUGUGGCUUCCAAGGUGUUGGACCAGUUGUUACCGAGGCAGUUGUGCAUGACAAGACAUGGGGGAGCCGGAUCCACAGCAAUCUUGGUGGCUCGGCCGUCCGAAGAUUUCCGGAAGAACAUGAGUGUUGUAAAUUCUGUGUUAAAGCGUGAUGUUUUCGCUCGUUAUAACUCAAACCUGAAAAAACCUGAUACCGGUUCAACAUUACAAAAUAGUAGCAAACUAUACUGAGAAUUACAUGUUGUGACUGAAAUGAAAAUUCACAGUCACAGUCAAAAUC
Messenger RNA from Melampsora larici-populina 98AG31, 1553 nucleotides. RefSeq lists its product as uncharacterized. Lineage: Eukaryota; Fungi; Basidiomycota; Pucciniomycetes; Pucciniales; Melampsoraceae. Bases 499 to 1425 code for a protein of 308 amino acids. The transcript has 5 exons. The record is from RefSeq and is a predicted model, not a curated record. Gene Ontology annotation, biological process: protein phosphorylation. Gene Ontology annotation, molecular function: ATP binding; protein serine/threonine kinase activity.